AUGGAUUUCGUGGUGGCCUCUGACAGAACUUUUGGGGGAUGGCAAAGCCCUGCCGGAACGUCAUCGGAACAGCUACAAAUAGCCACCAUGAAAGAGAAGUCAUCCCACCAUCCGAAAAGAGAGAUUAGAGUUCAGCAGACACUGGUAAGAGCUCCAGGUAUGAGUCUAUUAAAGAUCCCAAUGACUAAACCAAGCUCAGUGGCUCAAGGUGUGUCUAUGUGGGAAUGGUCUGGCUCUGCAUUUGAUGAAGGAGAAAAAGCUGCUAAGUGGUUUUCAGAUUAUCUUGGCAAACAAAGCCGUUGUUUUCUUAAUUUUGAUACAGAAACUGAAACUAGGCCUUCACCUCCUCAGUUUGCACCAGAUUACACCACAACAUUUGCAAAUACGUUUCCCUUUUUGGUUGCCUCUCAGGGUUCUUUAGACUAACUGAAUACACUUCUUUCAGAACCGGUGCCUAUGAACCGUUUUCGACCCAAUAUUAUUGUGGAUAACUGUGAUCCUUUCGGAGAAGAUCUCUGGGAUGAAGUCAUGAUAAAAGAACUUGUCUUCCAAGGAGUUGUUAGGCUAUGUAGCCGCUGCAAGUUACCAUCUCUGAAUCAAGAAACUGGUGUUCCGGAUGCAACUGAACCAAUUGAAACUCUGAUGAAAUUCUGAUCAGACAAAGUCUUAAUCCCACACAAGAAACCGCAUGGAAAGGUUUUCUUUGGUAAGGAUAUGGUUUGGAAUUGGCACAUUACCAACAACAACCAAGGCAAAGGUAACAAGACAAUCAAAGUUGGAGAUUCCAUCUCUGUCAUAAGGAAGAUCCCUCCCAGGGCUGAAGCACCUGUUUAA
This is a messenger RNA of Brassica oleracea var. oleracea, 834 nucleotides long. Its product is annotated as mitochondrial amidoxime-reducing component 1. Gene Ontology annotation, molecular function: pyridoxal phosphate binding; catalytic activity; molybdenum ion binding. The record is from RefSeq and is a predicted model, not a curated record. Lineage: Eukaryota; Viridiplantae; Streptophyta; Magnoliopsida; Brassicales; Brassicaceae.